CUCUAUUCAAAGACCUGGCCAGCCUUUCGCCCAUGUGAUAUGGUAGUUUCGCACCCACGCUGGGUCGCGAGCGAGACGGUUAAAUAUGGCCGGAGAUGGUAAGCCACUGGUAGGCCACAGAUUGGACACUAAUAUUAGAGUAAUGAUCGAUUUGUGAACGACAUGUGACCUGACGGGGUAAUUUACGGGCUUGACCGAGGAUUCCUGGUCCCAGAGGAUAAAAGGGCGACGAGUUGUCGGUACUUUCCCCAGUCAAGUCGCUCGACCGUUAUCUUUAACAUGGACAAGAGGCUCCUUCCCGGGCAGUAUUACAUCACCUCUUUGCAGAACAACGAAAACCUCGGGGUUUCCCAAAGCCUGCCUGUAAUUCCCCCGCUUCCUGUUCCAGUUAUGAUCCUUCGCCCAGGAGUUUUGCCUCCUGAAUUUACUGUCGAGGUGGUUAAUGGAGGGGAUAACACUUAUGUCAUCAAGGUCGAGCGUAGGAACACCCGUGGUCGAAAGGACCGUGUCUUCGCCUUCGCAGACCAACCUGCUGAGGAGUGGGUUAUCCUCUACAGAGAAUAUAACGGUGCAUAUACCAUCGAGAGGAGGGACCAACCUGUUGGAUGGACUGUUCAACAGCCCGAAGGGGUAGAGGACCGUCAGGUUGUCCUCAGUCCCGUUGUCUCCACACGCUCCAUCCCUCCUCAGUUCCGCCCUACGCAACUAUUCAGAUUCGAAAGUGCAGGGCCCCAGGAGUGAUGAAAGAUAAUUUUGUAUUCAUGUCUGAAGUGUAAGAAUACAUGUCCUGUACGACCUUGAAGAUUGUUAUGUGCCAUUCAUCGUACCUUGAAGCUUCCUGCAUACCGGGUUGAACCAGUCGUCCCU
This is a messenger RNA of Pisolithus orientalis, 867 nucleotides long. RefSeq lists its product as uncharacterized. The record is from RefSeq and is a predicted model, not a curated record. NCBI's taxonomy places the organism in Eukaryota, Fungi, Basidiomycota, Agaricomycetes, Boletales, Pisolithaceae. Gene Ontology annotation, molecular function: serine-type endopeptidase inhibitor activity. The transcript has 5 exons. Bases 280 to 741 code for a protein of 153 amino acids.